Coregonus sp. 'balchen' is the source of this 5862-nucleotide messenger RNA. The record is from the annotation of a GenBank genome assembly. NCBI's taxonomy places the organism in Eukaryota, Metazoa, Chordata, Actinopteri, Salmoniformes, Salmonidae.
GCUGGACCAGACUUUCCCCAGUUCUGUUCUUGAGGUGCGAGGGAGACUCCAGAGAGAGAUACUGAGCAAUAUGGAGGGGACUUUUCGAGAGCAGCUGUUCUUCGUUGUGUUAUGUCUGUCAGUUCUCAAGGGAGACACCAGGUACAUCGAGGUAAGCCUCUGGAAACACUUUGCCUUUUUUAUUGACCUUUUCCGUUCCCACGUGUUUACUCUACUAGACUUUGUAAUAAAAGCUCAAUUAAUGCCAUAAUGUGUUUUGUGUAAGAAAAGUUGUUGCAACUAAAGUAGGCCUAAUGUUCACAUUGCGCACUUCUAUGCUACUCAAGACGUCUUUUAACAUAUUGGCUUGAUUUAUGCAUUCUGUAGCUACUAACAUUUACUUAAACCCUUGUGUUAUCUUGCUUGACGGUAUAUUGCUGUCACUUGGCCACAUUAAAUCUUAACUUUCUUUUUCUAAAUAUUAUCUAAAUGUUUUUGUAUUUUUCUUGCAGGAAAAUGAGAUCACUCCAGAAGGAUUAUUUUCACUUCUUAAUUCAGAGCUCAAAAGAGAAAUACCAGAGGAAUUAAUGUACAGCCGACCCCUCCGUAAGUAACUGACUGAAGUCAUUUCCUAGAAAACUUUAUUCCCCAUAGGUAUAUUUUCCAUUUCAUUUACAUGGUCGACUUGUGAAGCAAUACGUUUCUGUUGACAUUAUCACACCUUCUAAAAUGCAUAUUUUUAUUAAGAAGGUGUUUUUCAUAUUUUCUUUCUCUAAAUUUGUCAGUCACAAUUGUGUAUGGAAUUCUGAGAAUAAUUAAUAAUCGAAAAUAAUUAAUGUGGGAUUAGGCCUAUUGUAAUUUACAUCAUUAUAAUCUGUGUAUGGCUUUCAUGACCAAAUGUACAGACUGAUGAAUACUACUUGAUUAAUUAGAAAUUGAUAUUAAUUGAUUGAAGUUUGUCAGAAACACUUCAUAAUGUAAAAUUUAAACAGCCACUGUGCACAAAAUGUAAUGUUAACCCUGUCUCUAUUUCAGUCUCCCUUUCAAUGUCAUCUCUCUUUCUGUCUCUGAUUCUCCCUCUCUCUUUUCCUCCCCUGUCUUUACCCCCACAUCCAUCUCCCUCGUUCUAGCCCUCUUCCCUAUCUCUCCCCUCUCUGUUACCCCCACACCCAUCUCCCUCGUUCUAGCCCUCUUCCCUAUCUCUCCCCUCUCGCUCCUCUUUCUCUCUAUCCUUCUCUAACCCCUUCCUUCCUUUCUUCCUCCGUUCCUCCUCCUCUCCCUCUCUCAGAGUGUCUGGACAUGGUGGCAGCAGAGGGUCAGUUCACCUUUACAGCAGACCGGCCUCAGCUCAGCUGUGCUGCUUUCUUCAUCGCUGAGCCCAACCAGGUCAUCAGUGUGGAAUAUGACAGCGUUGACAUCGACUGCAGGGGUGGAGACUUCAUCAAGGUAACCACACACGCAGGCAGGCAUGCAUGCAUGCACAGCACACACACACACACGCCACCACCUCUUUCACACCCACAUACGUCCCAAAUACUCCACUCCCACCUCCACCUUAACUGACAUCAGCACCACCAGGUCCAGGGAUAUAGGGGCAUUUCUGGAACAUUGACGGGAUGAAAUUUCUGGCAGAUUGUUGUUGUUAUUUGUGCCCAGGUCUGAGUAGUCCUCUUCCCCUGCCGAGAGCACCCAAGGCCAGGCAUAAUCCCUUGCCUCACCCCCCAGCCUGGGGACACUCGUUCUUGGUAGUAGAUGAUUACAGACUUGUAAAUAGCCUACCACUAAAAUAUAUAGCCACUUAGCAGAUGCCGUCACCAGGGGGAAAAUAGGGUAUUUUCCUGUGUUGUUUUCUUACUUUACCCUGUAAAUCCGUGCUAAGGUUACAGUUAAGUCCCACCCUGGAUUUAAACACAGACUGACACUACAGAGAGUCACUUCCUGAUUAAGACACCAGCUUAAAUGGAAAUCACUUUUAAAAGUCAAUCACAGUGCACAGGUCGUUCAUCUGCAUUUGUUCGAAUCCUGGCCAUUUUUCUUAAAGAGAUAACUGGGUUUGAUUGACUGGUUUUGAUUAAGUCCACAUCUCUCUCCCCUCUCCUCUCUCCCCUCUUCUCUCUCCCGUCUCCCCUCUCCUCUUCCAGGUGUUUGAUGGCUGGGUGAUGAAGGGAGAGAAGUUCCCUAGUUCCCAGGACCACGCCCUGCCGCUGAUGGAACGCUACGUGGACUACUGUGACUCCGGGACUGUCAGGAGAACCGUGCGGUCAUCUCAGAAUGUUGCCAUGGUGUUCUUCCGCGUUCACACAGUCGGCAGCUCCUUCACGCUGACUGUCAGGAAACCCAUCAACCCUUUCCGUGAGUAGAAACCUGAACCAGCCUGAUGGCCAGUCUUACUGUUAAUAGCCUUGAGGGUUUUACUUAUAUACUUAGUGUCAGACAAUUGUGACUCGAUGUAUAGAUAAACAUGCUGAGUUAAAUGUGUGUGCAGGAGUACUUUUAACAGCUAUCAUUGAUGAUAGAACCUAAUGCCUGUCUGGCAGAGUGCCUCGGCCAUAUAAUGUGCUAACAUGGGGCAGGAUGCCAAUGUACUGCUUUAAUUCUUUAUCACACGCUGUAAUGCCAGGGUAGUGUGUUAAUGCUUUAGUAACACUUUAGGUUGUACAAAUGCAUGCCAAUACUGGAUCAUGUUAGUGAGAGAUUUCAGAGUAAGUUGUGGUUAAGCUAAGCAUGUGUAUCUCAACUAAGUAUUAGGUUCAAAGGUGCGCAGCAGGGAUGUAUUACUAGAUUUUAGUCAUUUAGCAGACUCUCUUAUCCAUAGCGACUUACAGGAGCAAUAAAGGUUAAGUGCCUUGCUCAAGGGCACAUCGACAGAUUUUCCACCCAGUCAGCUCAGGGAUUCGAACCAGCGACCUUUCGGUUACUGGCUAAGCACGCUUAAUAGAUAGGGUACCUGUUAUGGUACAGAGAGUGAAGGAAUUUCUCUAGCUGACAUAUGAAGGUGUUCUCUAGCUGACAUAUGUACCAAGCACAGAGCUGCUCACGUCUAAGUCGUACAUCUGCUGAUGUUUUUGUGUUUCUGUGUGUGUGUGUUUGCAUUUGUUUACUAAGAAAUUGUACCCACGUACUGUAAAUUGAUAAAUGCUUUGCUAUAUGAAGAUCAACAUGUAUGAAAAGUCUAGACACUCAUAUAUCUCCCCCCCCCCCCCCCCCCCCCCCACCCCCCCCCACCUACAGCCUGUAAUAUCAUCUCCCAGACACCAGAGGGCAGCUUCACCAUGGUGAUACCCCAGCAGCACAGGAACUGCAGCUUCUCCAUCAUCUACCCCGUGGAGAUCAAGAUCGCUGAGCUCAGCCUGGGACACCUCAACGACUUCCCCAUCAAGGUGAGCCCUGAGCAGGGACAUCACCACACAGAACAGAGCUACUCACAUCUGAGUCUGGAGGUCUGCAGCACUGUUGGUUUUCUUUUCUCCCCGGUAGUUAUUUGGUUGAUUAAUGCCACUCAAUGAUUGGCCAGAGAUUCCACUCACCAUGCGUCACAGGUCUGAAUGAAACAGUUCCUGAUUGGAGGCUUCAAGGUCCAGAUUUGAGUAAAGGGGGCUUAGAUGUUUAGGGAGUUGUAAGGGAGGUGGUUUAGUGAACUACAUUUACAUUUUACAUUUUAGUCAUUUAGCAGACGCUCUUAUCCAGAGCGACUUUACAGUUAGUGAGUGCAUACAUUUUUUAUUUUUUUUUCAUAACUACCCUUCCAAAGACCUAAAGACUUGUGUUAGCUCCUAGUGAUGAUGAUGGGAUGCUUUGAGUCAGAAAAAAUAAGGGUAGGAAGGGAAGUAAAAAUGCUUGUUAAUCCACUGAGUUGGUCUCUUUCUCUCCAAAAGUCCAUGCCAGGCUGUGCGGGAGCAGGGGACUUUGUGGAGCUGCUGGGAGGGAACGGGAUGGACCCGUCUAAGAUGUUCCCAGUAGCUGACCUCUGCUACAACAUCAAUGGCCCCGGUGAGCAACACCCACACCCACAUCCACACCAUCACCAUCACCCAAAUCCACACCAUCACCAACACCAUCAGCAUCACCACCACCAUCACCAUGCUAACUAGAGUAGAUCUUUACUACCCACACCAUCACCAUCCUAACUAGAGUAGAUAUUUACUACCCACACCAUCACCAUCCUAACUAGAGUAGAUAUUUACUACCCACAGCAUCACCAUCCUAACUAGAGUAGAUAUUUACUACCCACACCAUCACCAUCCUAACUAGAGUAGAUAUUUACUACCCACAGCAUCACCAUCCUAACUAGAGUAGAUAUUUACUACCCACACCAUCAACAUCCUAACGAGAGUAGAUAUUUACUACCCACACCAUCAACAUCCUAAAUAGAGUAGAUAUUUACUACCCAGACCAUUACCAUCCUAACUAGAGUAGAUAUUUACUACCCACACCAUCACCAUCCUAACUAGAGUAGAUAUUUACUACCCACACCAUCAACAUCCUAACUAGAGUAGAUAUUUACUACCCACACCAUCACCAUCCUAACUAGAGUAGAUAUUUACUACCCACACCAUCACCAUCCUAACUAGAGUAGAUAUUUACUACCCACACCAUCAACAUCCUAACUAGAGUAGAUAUUUACUACCCACAGCAUCACCAUCCUAACUAGAGUAGAUAUUUACUACCCACACCAUCACCAUCCUAACUAGAGUAGAUAUUUACUACCCACACCAUCACCAUCCUAACUAGAGUAGAUAUGUACUACCCACACCAUCACCAUCCUAACUAGAGUAGAUAUUUAAUACCCACACCAUCACCAUCCUAACUAGAGUAGAUAUUUACUACCCACACCAUCACCAUCCUAACUAGAGUAGAUAUUUACUACCCACACCAUCACCAUCCUAAUACUGUAUGUUUAAGCCUACACAGGCAGCCAAUUCUGAUCUUUUUUCCCCCACUAAUUGGUCUUUUGACCAAUCACAUCAGAUCUUUUCACAACAGAUAUUUUUCAGAGCUGAUCUGAUUGGUCAAAAGACCAAUUAGUGAAAAAAUAUCAGAAUAGGGUUGCCUGUCUAAACGCAGCCAAAGAGUAAAUCUUUAUGAUCCAUUGAUGAAUGGAAAGUAUUAUUUUUGCUGACACACUCUCCAACCCCGCUGAUACAAACCUGUUAUUCAUGUCUGACAGUUAUUUAUUUUUUCUUUCCUUUCCUCAUCCUCCAGCCCAGAUGAAGAUAGGUUGUGACAACACUGUGGUGAGGAUGGUGUCCAGCGGCAGGUUUGUCAACCGGGUGGUGUUCCAGUACCGGCUGUUGGACCGGCAGGAGCUGCAGAGGAUCAAGGUGAACAGUGUGGAGGAUUUCUGCUUCUCUGGCUGAGCUCUCUCUAUCUAUCUCUCCACCUCCUUUAUCUACCACCUAGCUAAUGGGGACCACCCAUCACUGGCUGCCAAAUCUACCAUGAGACUGAUUACAGAAAAUAAAUCUUGAGGGUUGCCAUAACGUUCUGUUCUGUACUCCAUUUUGAAUUUAAAGAGAUUUAUUUAUUUUUUACAUCGUUUGUUUUUUUAUUCACUAUAUGUUAAAUGAAUUGUGGCUGGCACUCAAGCUUAAUAAAGUGUUAUUUUGUGUUUGUGGGCAUUUCUGCUAUUGGUUUGAUUUCAUAUUUAUGUUGUCUAAGUUGUGUGAUUAUAUAAAUGACAGUGAAAUUAGAACAGUGAGGGUGCUAGCAGGGUGUUUUAGUUCACAUUCUUUACAAGGAAGGGUGUUGAAAAACGGAAUGUUUCUUUCUAUUUAUUUUGUGAGACGAUGUGUGUUGUUACAGGACUGUGGCAGGAGGCAAGUGUUCAAUAGAGUAUGUUAAAUACAUGUUCAUUGCUGUUAUCUAAAUUUAUUUGUAUCAAAC